AUCUCUUUUUCCUAGAUGAUUCUUAAGUUGACAUUGUUGACGCUUUUGUUGGUGAGCACAGCGGCUGCGGGAUCCCUAUGGAAAUGUGCACGUACAGGGGGGACGCAAGGCUUCACUGACGCAACCCGUUGCAUAUGGUGCACGUGCACGGAGAAUGGAUACUUUGAUUGUCGCAACUUGUGUGAGGCCAGAUUUCCUUUUGCCAAAGUUCCGGUUUCAAACCUGGCAAAAAUUUUAAGACGGCGUUAUGAUACACCCCCACCACUAACUACCACAACUAAAGGUACCACAAACUCACCACCACCGUACACGACACAGACACCACCUCACCCAGGUACAACGAAAGGCCCAACAACGCCCACAACUACCAAAGUAAACCACCACACUCGGUCGCCACCACCACCCAAAUCAGUGGUUGGAUAAACAAUUGUGAUUUUUGUGUGAACUUUUUGAA
Saccostrea echinata is the source of this 454-nucleotide messenger RNA. RefSeq lists its product as uncharacterized. Bases 16 to 423 code for a protein of 135 amino acids. Lineage: Eukaryota; Metazoa; Mollusca; Bivalvia; Ostreida; Ostreidae. The record is from RefSeq and is a predicted model, not a curated record. The transcript is spliced from 2 exons.